Molecule: messenger RNA, 2868 nt
Organism: Trichomonas vaginalis G3
Lineage: Eukaryota; Parabasalia; Trichomonadida; Trichomonadidae
Product: proprotein convertase-related family
Exons: 1
Coding region: 1-2868 (955 amino acids)
Biological process (GO): proteolysis
Molecular function (GO): serine-type endopeptidase activity
Source: RefSeq, a predicted model, not a curated record
AUGGUUUCGGCUCCAUUUCUUGAGGUAACUGGUCAACAAGAUAUCAGAUACUCAAGAAGUACCCAAUCAGUAAACUAUGGAUGGUUUUACAUUCAUCUUUUAGUGACUCUUUCAUCAGAUCAAGGAAAGAUUUUAUCCGAAGAAUUCCCAAACAAGUUCGAAACAUACAAUAUUGUUCAUCCUGACUACUAUUUAAUGCAUUUAAAUGAAAAUGAAUUCGAAAAAAUGAAAAAUUACAAAACUGUCGAAAUUUUUACGGUAAAACGCACCAGAAUCGCGCAAGAUGAUGUCGAAAGUGGCGAUUUCCUGAUUCGUGCCUAUCAGGGAUGGACACCCGACAAUCCAAAUGUAAAAUUUACUUCUCUCGGUUUCGGAUUUUUUGUUGUUUAUAAUGCCGACAAAUCUGAUUACAUUAACGACCCGAAUAUCAUAUCUAUUCAAGAGCAUCAUCCAAAUGAGCUUGAGAAUAGGUUUUCUGUCGGUUUUAUCCAAAAUCCAAAUAAUAUCUUACCAGAAAUCGACAACAAACAUAAUAUGAUCGCAAGACCAUUACAUAAACUAGGAUUAACAGGCAAAGGCCAGAUAGUCCACGUCGCAGACUCUGGAAUAGAUUAUAAUCACCAUUUCUUCUACGAUCCUGAUCAUCCAAAGCUCGAAUUCAACAAAACAAUGCCAAACCAUCGUAAAAUCUACAGAUACGACACAAUUGCCGAUACAUCUGACUACGAAGGUGGCCAUGGCUCUCAUGUUUGUGGUAUUUUGGCCGGAAAAUCCAUAAACAACCAAUCAUUUGCAAGCCAAUACGACGGCAUUGCUCCUGAUGCAAAGAUCAUGAUCUUGGAUACAAUUAUUGGCGGAAUAAGCAACAAAUCAAGUAAAAUAAAGAACAUUGAAUUGGAUUUCGAUAUCGAGCAAAGAUACAAAGAAAUUGCGAACGAAAGAGUUGGCAUUGCAUCGAAUAGUUUUGGAGAAACAAUAUAUACCGAUUUAACAUAUAUUUAUGACAUUGUUACUUAUCAACACAAAGAUAUUUUGAUUGUUAAAAGUGCAGGAAACAGACUUGGACCAUUAACUGUUGGAACAUUUGGAGAUUCAAAGAAUGUUUUCACUGUUGGAAAUGUUUAUAAACCAUACACAUGGAGAAUUGACCAAGGAAACGUUACUUAUCAAUUCGUAUUGAAAAAUGGUGAAAAAAUUAACUCAACAUUCUCUAAUGUUUCUGAUGCAAAUCUUGUUGAUGUUCAAUCCAAUCUUUUAGAUCUAAAGAACAUGGAUGUAUCAGAUGGACCAAUGGUAGGUAAGUUGUGGGCAGUCAUUGAUAAUAAUGAAGAUAUUUGUACAAUUGCACAAUCAGCAAGAGAUAAAAGAGCAUUUGGUAUUGUUUAUCUUGACGAAAAAGAUCCUUGCAAUGAAAAUUAUGUUGCACAAUUCGCUGUCAAAACAAAGGAAGAACUCCAGAAAAUAAAUAAUUCAACAAGAGUAACGAUUAACCAAUUAUCCACUGAUAAGCCAUUAGAUAUUAACUUGUACAAAGUUAGUUCUCAAGGACCAGGAUACAGUGGAGUUACUAAACCAGACAUUGUUGCUCCAGGUGCUUUCAUUUACUCAGCUUAUUCCAGAGGAAACAAUUCUGUUUUCAAAGAGGAUUAUUCCAUGAGUACAUUGAUAACUAAAUCAGGAACAUCAAUGUCAUGUCCAUUGAUGGCAGGAAGUGCUGCAUUAGUCAGACAGUAUUUCAUGGAAGGAUGGUUCAAUGAAAAGAAAGGAAAAGGUUUUGUUCCAACAGCAAGUUUAUUAAAAGCUGUUAUAAUGAAUUCAGGAAAACCAGUCAACAAAUCAUUGUUUAAAGACAAUGCAGUUGGAUAUGGAUUACCUAAUUUAUAUGAUUCAUUAGGUUUCGGAGUGAAUAAAUUAGGUUUCUUUGAUAACAUUUCCAUCCAACCAGAAGAGAAACAAGAAUUCAAGAUUGUUGUUACAGAAGAUUGCGAUUUAUCUAUUACUCUUUCUUAUGCUGAUGCACCACUCGCUUAUACAGCAAAUCGUAUUCUUUAUGCUCAAGUUAACUUGUUGCUUGAAGAUGAGAAAGGAACUCUUUAUUCUGCUAAUGAUUUAGGAGAUUUACUUGAUGAAUACACAUCAACACAUAACAGAAUAAAGAUCAAAGCACAUAAAGGAACUUACAAAGUUCAUGUUAUAUCAGGAUAUUUCGAUAAGAAAGUUAAGAUCGAAUAUUCUUUAGCACUUUUGGCAAAGUUCAGUGAAUUUACUCAGCUUUCUAAAGCAGAAAGCGAAAAAAUCUGUCCAGGAAACUGCACUGGAAAUGGAAAAUGCGUGAAUGGAUUAUGCGUUUGCAAAGAAGGAUGGACUGGAACAGUCUGUCAAACAUUUGUUGGUCAAGGAAAAUUAAGCAAUCCUUAUAGUGUUAAAAUCGAUUCAAGAUAUCCAGGAUGGCUUAGUUUCGAUGUCAAGAAGAGCAAGAACUAUAAAUUAUCAAUCAAACCAGAUUAUAAUGAUGAAAGAUUACGCAUUUGCUUCGAUGAUAAAUUGGGAGUUGUCGGAAACCAAAGACAGCACUGUUAUGAAUCUAAACGCGAAUUUGUAAAUGUAACAGACAUCAAAUCAUCAACAGGAAAACUCUAUUUGGCUAUUUAUAAGACAGUUAAAAUUGGCAGUAUGAGAUUCUCUUUAGAAGAAGAUAAUGCUUAUAAGCUGGACAAGACAAAACUCUACAUGAUACUUAUGUAUUCAUUUGCUGCUUUGUUUGUUCUUUCUGUGAUUGUUAUUAUCAUUGUUGUUAUCAAAUGCAAGAAAUCCAACAAGAUUCCAAAGGACCAACUAUCAGAAUUAACGAACCCUCUUGUAAUUUAA